AUGACUGACCCGGGAAUACCCCUCAUCGGCCCUCUAUUGCAUGGUGUGAACCUGACAAGCAUUUACGAUACAGCUGGUCGUUACCUGCCGGAGUAUCACGAGACUAAAGGAGAUCGUGAUUUUUUCGAGUGUUGCCGCGAUCCCGAAGUGGCCUGUGCGCUAACCCUCCAACCCGUGGAGCGAUACGCCGGCCUGCUGGAUGCCGCCAUUAUAUUCUCAGACAUCUUGGUCAUCCCACAAGCCAUGGGCAUGACAGUAGAAAUGGUGGACAAGAAAGGGCCUCAUUUCCCCAACCCCCUCAAGUCGCCGACCGACAAGCAGUAUUUGUCCGUGUUGAAACGCGAGGUCAAGGUCAUCGACGAGCUUGACUAUGUUUACAAGGCCAUCGAGCUUUGUCGAAAAAAGCUUCAAGGAAGGGUGCCUCUUAUUGGAUUCUGCGGGGCACCCUGGACGCUCUUCUGCUACAUGGUUGAAGGUGGGGGCACAAAGUUGUUUGCACAGAGCAAGACAUGGAUAUACAAGUUCCCCGAAGCCACAACGAAGCUGCUUGAAAAGAUUGCCAAUAUUUGCGUUGAGCACCUGGCGCUCCAAGUCCAGGCCGGAGCCCAGAUAGUUAUGGUUUUCGACUCUUGGGCUGGUGAGCUUGGGCCUUCGUCCUACAAACGAUUCUCUGGACAACAUCUGGCAUCCAUUGCCGAGAAACUUCCGAAAAGGCUCAAGGAAAUGGGUAUCACGCGAGUUCCCAUGAUCGUAUUCCCUAAAGGAGCGUGGCAUGCUCUGGACUCCGCCUGUGAACUCGGAUACGACGUUGUCGGAAUGGAUUGGCUACAUGAUCCAAAGGAGGCCGUUAAGAUUCGGGGGUCGCGCAAAGUGACGUUCCAAGGGAAUGCUGACCCAGGAAUCCUGUACGGGACAAAGGCCGGCAUUACUGAGGCUGUUGAGCACAUGGUCGAAGGUUUUUGGGUUGGGAACAAGGGUUGGAUUGCAAACUUAGGACACGGCAUUACACCAGGGGUCGAUCCUGACAACCUGAAGCACUUUUUAGAAGAAGUCCACCGAUUAACAAAAUGA
Drechmeria coniospora is the source of this 1071-nucleotide messenger RNA. RefSeq lists its product as uncharacterized. Gene Ontology annotation, cellular component: cytosol. The record is from RefSeq and is a predicted model, not a curated record. The transcript has 3 exons. NCBI's taxonomy places the organism in Eukaryota, Fungi, Ascomycota, Sordariomycetes, Hypocreales, Ophiocordycipitaceae. Gene Ontology annotation, biological process: heme biosynthetic process. Gene Ontology annotation, molecular function: uroporphyrinogen decarboxylase activity. Bases 1 to 1071 code for a protein of 356 amino acids.